AUGUUCACGCGGAUGCUUCGCUCGGCUGCGGUCUGUUUGUGGUUGCCGCUCCCGGUUCUCGCGGCGCCGGUCGAGAUCGAGAUCGAUCCCGCGGAUUCGGAACUCGAGGUGAUCCUCCUGCUGCUGGGGGUCGGAGACAGCGAUACGUCGCCUCUGGCCGGCACCGUGGUGAUCGAUCUGGACGGGACGCCGCCCACGGGGCAACUCACGAUCCUCGAUGUUCACCUGCGGGCGACCGAGAAGAUCGAGCACUCUCUGACUUUCGGCCUCCCGGGGGUGCUCACGCAGAGCACGGACGGACUCGAGAUCAAUGCCGCGGAACCGGGGAUGCCCUCGGCGCCGGCGGUCUUCGAUGGGGCGAUGUUCGAUAUCUUGCACCUCGACGUUGAGCUCGCCGGGACAGGGUCCCACGACGCGUCCGGUCUGGUGUGCACGGUUCUGCAGGGCGAGGGCAUCAAUUGCGAGGGCACGACGAACCUGGCCGCGCUGGGUGACGUGGUCGUGCCGGAUAUCAGGGGCGUCCUGGCGGUCGAGGGCGAGGAGGUCACCGUGACGCUCUUCUUCGAUGUGGAGGUGCCGUACGAGGGGCUGGGAUCGCUCGUUCUCAGCGGCCGAGCGGCCGGGGUCGGGACGCUUCCUGAUCUGAAGUGCGCCGGCGACUGUGACGGGAGCGGCGAGGUCGAUUUCAACGAUCUCGUAGCCAUGCUCUUCGAGUUCGGCCCGGGGCAGGACGCAGCGUGCGACCCGGACGCGACGGGCGAGGUCGAUUUCAAUGAUCUGGUCUCGGCGCUGUUUCUCUUCGGGCCCUGCUCGUAG
This is a messenger RNA of Symbiodinium necroappetens, 816 nucleotides long. NCBI's taxonomy places the organism in Eukaryota, Dinophyceae, Suessiales, Symbiodiniaceae. The record is from the annotation of a GenBank genome assembly.